AUGUCUGGUUAUACGCUGCAGUGCUCCAUGUCCUGCAUGGAGGGCUUUGAUGGGUGCUUUCACCACCGCCGCUUCCCCGAAGCGGACUAUGUGGGUCGCUGCACCCACAUGACCAAGAAGUCCGACUUGAAAGUCCGUUGCUCGUGCAAGUCCCUCCACGGCCGAGACGUUUGCGAGUGGCAUGAACUCUACCCCACGCGCUUUUACUUGGAGGUUAUGCAGGUGGACCGCAAGCCCGCGUAUUACGACUCGGACUCGGACAACGAACCCGGACCAUCGACUCCUCGUCGGGCUCCCAUGAAGCGCACUACCCGCACCCCCGAGGCCUUUUGGGAUGCCGAGGAUCACGAAGAACCCACCUUUGUCUCCCCCGAGCAGAAGGCCGAUGAUGCCAAGAAGGCCGAGGAACUCGCCAGGAUCGUGAGUGCCCUCAUGUCUGUCUCGGACAGAGGCGACGCCAUUGAUACCGAUGCAGUCAACAAGGUGAGCCUCGGACCCGCAGCACCCACUCCCGUCUUUCUCGCUCUCAAUCGCGUCAAUGUUCUCAACUGGCUUCUCUCCACCCCAAAGAUCAUUUCGGGCGUCAUUGGUGAACGCUCCCCCAGAGAACGUCGCACCUUCACUCCCGCACCCAAGGCCACCAAGGGUAUCAAGGUCAAGGCUGAGCGUGGCUGA
Molecule: messenger RNA, 675 nt
Organism: Polychytrium aggregatum
Lineage: Eukaryota; Fungi; Chytridiomycota; Chytridiomycetes; Polychytriales
Exons: 1
Coding region: 1-675 (224 amino acids)
Source: RefSeq, a predicted model, not a curated record